AUUAAUAACUUUUUGAACCGAGCGUGAAUGAAAAUGUCGACCGCGUCGGACACACCAGAAAAAUAGUCAAGAAUUUGUGGUCGUUAUUGGUCGUUAAGAACAAAAAACUCUCGAAUAUUGCUGAAAGCACCAAGAGUGGAUAGAAGCAAAGCCUCUUACUUUUAUUGAAGAUAUAUUCGUCAACGCGACUUACUCGAAACUCACGACUCUUGCAUUAUUUUUUUUCGGUGUUUUCCCCCUUGCAUUUGCCAAGAAAAGUGUGUGUGGAAACGGUUUUAUUUGACUGUUUAAGGAAACAAAAAAAAUUGCGCGCGCGCCUUUGAGGAAGGCAAAUCAGCAACAACAGAAAGAGCAGCUCUAAGUAAAAACAGCAUCAUCAGGAAGCAGCCAAAAGGGAAGGAAAAACCCAAAAAAGGAAAAGGAAAUUCCGGAAACGCCGAAACUUUCAUUGCAGCAUUUUCGGUAGCACAUUUGUUGCUCGUCUUUUGCCGUUGCACGGAUCAAUCUUGUGCCCGAAGGGUGGAGGAGGAGGAGCUGUGCAGGCUGCCGCAUUAGCGGCGGCGGCAGCGGUGCCGCAUGGACCAUGCCGUGAAGGCAACGCGUGGCCGCCCGCUCAACACGCUCCGCUUCGAGAACGAUGAGCUCGAGUGCCUCUACCAGCGGUACACGCUCAAGCUGCAGCGCUUCUCGGUGCUCGGCGUCGUUGCACUCGUUGUGGUGCUAUGCGGAGUGAUGGCGGCCCUCUCGCUGGCCUUCAACAAUGCGGCCACCUUUCAUAACAUCUUCAAUUCGAUCGUUUGCUUGCUAUUCGCCGUGGUGCUGAUCCUUUUGCAAUGUUCGGUGAUCAAGGAUCACCAUUUGCCGACACUGUGCUACGGGAUUCUACUCUUUACGGCCAGCAUUUGUGUGGUGUCCAUGCCGACGCUGGGCAGCGUCUUCCCGGUGGACACCAAGGAGGUUAUGGCCGAGGGCGUCUGGCAGAUUGUAUUCGUCGUAUUUUUGGCCUACGCCAUGAUGCCGCUGCAGAUCUGGGAGGCUGUAGCCUUCGGCAUCACCCUGCCCUCGGUGCACAUCAGCCUCACAGUCUAUAAAAUUUUCACGGAUGCCCUGCGAUAUCUGGAGUACAACCAGCUGAUUGCGAAUAUUGUCAUAUUCAUUGGCGUAAAUGUGGCAGGGCUUGUGGUCAACAUUAUGAUGGAGCGUGCCCAGCGAAGGACCUUCCUGGACACGCGCAACUGCAUCGCAUCUCGUCUGGAGAUCCAGGACGAGAAUGAGAAGCUCGAGCGGCUAUUGCUUUCUGUCCUGCCCCAGCAUGUGGCCAUGCAGAUGAAGAACGACAUCCUCUCGCCGGUGGCCGGACAAUUCCAUCGCAUCUACAUCCAGAAGCAUGAGAAUGUCAGCAUUCUCUUUGCGGAUAUUGUGGGCUUCACAGUACUCUCGUCGCAGUGCAGUGCCCAGGAGCUGGUGCGGCUGCUCAAUGAGCUAUUUGGGCGAUUCGACCAGUUGGCACAUGAUAAUCAUUGUCUGCGCAUUAAGAUCUUGGGCGAUUGCUAUUAUUGUGUAUCGGGUUUGCCAGAGCCCCGGAAGGAUCAUGCAAAAUGUGCAGUGGAAAUGGGACUCGAUAUGAUCGAUGCCAUUGCCACUGUGGUUGAGGCAACCGAUGUUAUACUCAAUAUGCGCGUGGGCAUCCACACGGGCCGGGUGCUAUGCGGCGUCUUGGGUCUCCGUAAGUGGCAGUUCGAUGUGUGGUCGAACGAUGUGACCCUGGCAAAUCAUAUGGAAUCGGGCGGUGAACCGGGACGAGUGCAUGUCACACGCGCCACCCUGGAUUCGCUUUCGGGCGAGUACGAAGUGGAGGCCGGACAUGGCGAUGAGCGAUCCUCGUAUCUGCGCGAUCAUGGAGUGGAUACGUUUUUUAUAGUGCCACCACCGCAUCGUCGCAAGCCCCUCAUGCUCAACACUCUGGGUGUGCGCUCGGCGAUUGGCAGCAGGCGCAAGCUGUCCUUCCGGAAUGUCUCGAAUGUGGUCAUGCAACUGCUGCACACGAUUAAGUUCUCGGAGCCAGUGCCGUUCUCGAAUAUUGCAACCGGAUCGUUUCCGUCGGCGGCCAAUGCUUUGGUUGGCGGUGCCGGUGUGGGUCUGGGCGUUGGUCUGAGCGUGGCACGUGGCAGCACCUGUGAGGCAAGCAGCGGAGGCAGUGUGCAGGCCGUCUCGGAGAAGGGUUCACGCAAGGAUGCGGUAAUCCGUCUGCAGAAAAUCUUGCAUGCCACCCCGCCACCGCACGCUCAUGGCAUGUCACCCAUGGGUUAUGGUAGCGUUGUCGGCAGUGGUGGUGUCGGUAUUGACGGUGGCAGUGUCGGCUGUGGCAAUGGCAAUGGCAGUGGCUGCGGUGGGGGUGGCAGUGUCCAAGUGACCGUAGGCACAGAUCCCAACUCAACAGCGAGUACGAUUAGUCGCAUUCAUAGGCACAAUCACAAGAACAAUAAAUCACAGUCCAAGGUGGCCGACAAGUUCAAGCGACCUUUCCGCAAACGGCAUUCCGUGGCAGCCCAUCAUCAGCCCACGAAUCGAGUGAAUCGCUUCCUCUCGCAGGCGAUCAACGCCAGGUCCGUGGACUGCGACAAGUCGGAGCAUGUGGAUCGAUUGACGUUGCGAUUCCGCCAGAGCGACAUGGAGCGCGAGUAUCACAAGGAUUUCGAUUUGGGUUUUACCACCGCCAUGGGAUGUUCCCUGCUGUUGCUGAUACUCGGUGCGGCGCUACAGGUGACAGCCCUGCCACGGACACUCAUACUGCUGCUGCUCUUUCUCACGGCCUUCAUUUGGGUGAGUGCCAUUCUGAUGUUGCUGCUGGCAGUGCGCCUCAAGUGGAUCAUAUGGGAUAUUUCGGAGAGCUUCAGUCUGCGUAUGGCCAUUACCAUAUUUACAAUCAUUUUGAUUUAUUCGGUUGGACAAGUGAAUGUGUUCACUUGCGUCACGGAUCAUCCCUGCUCGGGCAAUACCACGGCCAAUGCCUGGUCGUCGAGUCGCCAAUUGGAUCCGCAUUUUUUCUCAUAUCCCAGCGAUGCCCAUCGCAAGUGCUCGCUGCCACAGUACGUGUCAUUGUCAGCGGCAUUUGCCUUCCUCUCAGUCUCAGUGUUCCUCAGAUUGCCCAUCAUAUUCAAGUCGCUGCUGGUACUGGGUAUGGGCACCAUUUAUGGUUUGUUCAUUGAACUGUCGCACCAGAACAUCUUCGAGUGCUACGACCAUCGGGUGAACGCCUCGAUUCCGCUUCAUUUGAUCUCAUUGGCGCGCAUUGUCAUCUUUAUGAUUGCCAUUUUGGUGCAUGGCCGCCUGGUUGAGGGCACCGCCCGUCUGGAUUUUCUCUGGCAACUGCAGGCCUCACAGGAAAAGAAGGAAAUGGAUGUGCUGCAGGAGUCGAACAAGCGCAUUCUGCACAAUUUGCUGCCCGCUCAUGUGGCUGCACAUUUUCUCGAUGCACAAUUUCGAAACAAUAUGGAGCUUUACCAUCAGAGCUACGCCAAGGUGGGCGUCAUAUUUGCCAGUGUUCCGAACUUUAACGAAUUCUACACCGAAAUGGACGGCUCCGAUCAGGGGCUAGAGUGUCUGCGUUUGCUCAACGAAAUCAUUGCCGACUUUGAUGAGCUGCUGAAGGAGGAUCGCUUCCGUGGCAUCGAUAAGAUCAAGACCGUUGGCAGCACCUACAUGGCCGUGGUGGGUCUUAUACCAGAGUACAAGAUUCAGCCCAACGACCCCAAUUCGGUGCGUCGCCACAUGACCGCCUUGACGGAAUACGUGAAGGCCAUGCGGCUGUCGCUACAGGAGAUCAACAGUCACUCGUACAAUAAUUUCAUGCUUCGAGUGGGCAUCAAUAUAGGGCCCGUGGUGGCGGGUGUAAUUGGUGCCCGAAAGCCGCAAUAUGACAUCUGGGGCAAUACGGUGAAUGUGGCCAGCCGCAUGGACUCCACGGGUGUCCCCGGUUAUUCCCAGGUCACCCAGGAGGUGGUCGACAGUCUGGUGGGAUCACACUUUGAGUUUCGAUGUCGUGGGACCAUUAAAGUGAAGGGCAAGGGCGACAUGGUCACAUAUUUUCUAUGCGACAACAGUAGUAAAUCUCUGAAUGGUGAGGUACGCAAUGCCAUGUCCCUGCCGCAGAGCAUGCACGGUCCCGACUACUACAUGAAGGCCUCACAAUUCCCGGAUAAUCGCGUCAAUACGGACACCUACAGCAAAAAGGAGAACGGCCAUUUAUACACUGCGGUGGGCGGCGGCGAGGAGCAGCAACUGCUGUUGCAGCAUCAGCACAAGCAGCUGGAUCCAGUGCCGCUGCCAAUGCCAAUGCCAAUGCCACUGGCCCUGCCCGCUCCACCACCGCCGCACCAUCUGCACCAGCAGCAGCAGCAGCGUCUCAACAGUAAGCUGCAAAAGCAGCCAAACUUUAUGGCCAAUGGGGGACUGCCGAAUAUUCGCGAGAACGGCCACAAUGGGGAGCACCAACAUUACAUGGUGGGGGCCUCAACGACGGCGACGACUACGACAACAACACCGUCAUCUGCUGCUGUCCCUCUACCCCUGGCUGUGGCAGCCCAGAACCAGAACCAGAACCAGCACCAGAUCCUACUCCAGCACCAGAUCCAUCACCAGCACCAGCUACAGCUCCAGCACCAGCCCAUUCCUUCGGUAAUGUUGCGCGAAUUUAAUAUCAUUGAGAAUCCGAAUCCCGGUGGCAGGCAUCCGCAUCCCCAGCAUCAGCAGCAGCUGAUGGAGCAGCUACCGCCGCAGCUGCUUGCCCAGCGGCCACAGCAUCAUGGCAGCCUGACCAUGGAUGUGGCUGGAGUGCUCGGUGGUGGCGGUGGCGGUGGCGGUGGCGGUGGCGGCGACUGCUUCAUGAUGCCGCGGCGUGAUCGUGAUCGUGAACGAGAUCGUGAUCAGCUUCAGCUACGCACAUAUGCGCCGCCGCCCAGCAUGGCGUUGCCCUUUAACCAGCAUGGCCAUCAUCCAAUGCAUCAUCUCCAUUCGAAUCCGCAUCAGAAUCAGAAUCAGCAUCAGCCAUCGUCAGCCACCAGCCUGGGGUAUGGCCACUGCCGUGAAAGCGAGCCGCUAUUGCAUGCCAGCAGCAUCGCGCCGGUAGCCAAGAUCAUGCCCAUGCAGCAUGCGCCAAAGUACGAGCCACCACGUUACACUUCUCCCAACACCGUGUUGUCACAGCAUCCGCAUCAGCAACAGCAGCAGCAGCAGCAGUCGCUUCCUGCGCCCCAGCAGCAGCAGUUGUACGGACACCAAAUGAUGCAACAGCAGCAGCAGUAUGCCAUGUACUCGCAACAGUUGCCCAUGGCGGUGCCAGUGCCGCUGCCACCGAAGCCAACGCUGCGGACAUACAUGAAGCCGCUGCCCAAGCUGCCGCCAGAGUUGGAUGAAAGCCGUGACAUGUCCUCAACGGAUGACCUAAGCUCUCGGCCGCACUCCCCGUCUAUGAGCAGCUCCGAUGAGAGCUACUCGAAAACAACGGAGGGCGAAGGCGAGGGCGAUGAGGACUCGCCCAGGAUCAAUGGCAGCCAUCACCAUCAACAGCUGAAUCGGAACGGCCAUCCCGUGGGCUACAAUCUGCCAGGCGGAGGAGUGGGAGGAGGACUCGUGAAUCCUCUACAGUGGCUGUACCCAUGCGAAAUUCAAGUGGAUCCCACCUCGCCGGUCGUGGACAUGACCCAGCUGCAGGACUUUGAGCUUAGCUCCACCACCGAGAGCCAGGGCCAGCACACGACCAGCAAUGCGACGAGCAAUACCCAGAACAAGGGCGACAGUUGCAACAGUUUCGAUUACCAAAAAGCAGGAGGAUCCACCCAGGUGGGGCACACUACAGCAGCAGCUGCAGCAGCCACAACCAAAUCCCCCUUCGAAAGAGAGCUGCAGCGAUUGCUCAAUGAAUCCUCAAGGGCACGCUGCCUGGCAGCAGCCAACGCAACAGAGCUGUCCACCAAUGGAAAGCAAAUUAGCUAUUCCGUGAGCAACAGCAAGCUGGCUGGAACGCAGGGAGGAGCGGGAGCGGGAGCGUUAGCCGGCACAGCAGGCAAUGGCAGCAGCGGUGGCAGUGGCAGCAGCAAUGGUAAUCUCAGCGGUGGCAGCAACUCGAAUGGCAGCGGCAACAACAAUCAUCAGAACAAUCGCGAUCGCGAGCAGCAGGAGCACGAACUGAUGGGCAGACUGCCGGCCAGCAGCAGCUUCAUGAUCGCCAAGCAUCCGGUGGGCCUGGAGGCCAUCAAGGAGAUAACGCGCAACAAGAAUCCCUCGGAAUCGAGUCAAAUGCAAACUUCGGACACGGAAUCCUGCGAGAUUCUACACGAGAAUCGCAAUCAAUUGCAUGCCCUGUCGCAUCCCAAUCAGAUGAUGGAGCAGCAGCAGUCGCAACAGCAGCAGCGGGCACAUCGCCAACGGCCACGCUCCAAGGAGCUGCAAUACAGCCACGAGAGUCUGGAUGGUCUGCAGGAGCAACAGCAGCAGCAGCAGCAGAGGCACCCGCGCUACCACCACCAUCACCAUCAUCACCACCAUCAUCAUCAUCAGCAGAGACAGCAACUCCAGCAGCAGCAGCAGCGGUACAACCAUGUGCAGGAGCAGGAGGAGCGUGACGAUACAGAGGAUAACCUGGCCGACGAGGAGUUCGAAGACGAUGAAGUGGGUCGGGAUGUGCGACAAAAGCGCCUGCUCCAAGCCCCAGGAGAGAAGCAAAAGCAAACAAAUGGGGAUAGCGACGACGAUGAUGAUGAUGACGAUGAGGAUCGUGAGGAUCAUGAGCAUGAGCAUGAGCAGAAGGAGCAAAACAAUAUGCCACCGAUGACAAAUGGCGGUGGUGGCUGUUCUGGUGGCCUGCGCACCGGCGGCCUGGAGUCGAAUGUGAUAAACGAUGAGCUGAAAUAUGGGGCAGCACAUCUCAACCAUCAGUCGAUGGACUCCAAUCCAUUGGAGAGCCAAUCGGAAUGGUCCGACGAUGAUUGCCGCGAAGAGGCCACAGGUGGUGCCGAGUCCACUGGCUAUAUUACGGAUGAGCCUGGACUGGAGAACAUCUCGCUGUUGAAUGAGGCCGGUCUCACCGACGCAGAGGGAGCACUCUCGGAUGUCAAUUCGCUGUACAAUGCCCCCGAUGUGGAUGACACCUCAGUGUCGAGUCGCGCCAGCUCAAGGUUGCUCAGCCUGGAUUCGCUGAGUGGCCUGUACGAUUGUGAUCUAGACUCGAAGCAUGAGCUGGCCAUAGUAAAUGCCUCGCACAAGAUAACCAGCAAAUUUGGACCUCCACCAUCACCGGCACAACACCAACAGUCGCAGCAGCAGCAGAAUCAGCAAUUGCAGUCUCAGUCUCAGUCUCAGUCUCAGUCUUUGGUUACGGCUUCGUCUUUGGUUUCGGUUCAGGUUCCAACUACUCAGGCGCAGGCACAGGCACAGGCACAAGCCCAUUCAAAAUCGCAAUCGCAAUCAGCGGAAGAGCUAAGGGAAUAGAAUGGAAUGAAGGAGGAACAGCACUCAGAACGUUGUUAUUGCUAUAAAAUGCAAAAAGGUGUCUAUUAAA
Molecule: messenger RNA, 7558 nt
Organism: Drosophila guanche
Lineage: Eukaryota; Metazoa; Arthropoda; Insecta; Diptera; Drosophilidae
Gene: rut
Product: Ca(2+)/calmodulin-responsive adenylate cyclase
Exons: 19
Coding region: 577-7488 (2303 amino acids)
Biological process (GO): cAMP biosynthetic process; intracellular signal transduction; adenylate cyclase-activating G protein-coupled receptor signaling pathway
Cellular component (GO): plasma membrane
Molecular function (GO): adenylate cyclase activity
Source: RefSeq, a predicted model, not a curated record